Messenger RNA from Neoarthrinium moseri, 1572 nucleotides. RefSeq lists its product as uncharacterized. Gene Ontology annotation, biological process: polysaccharide biosynthetic process. NCBI's taxonomy places the organism in Eukaryota, Fungi, Ascomycota, Sordariomycetes, Amphisphaeriales, Apiosporaceae. The record is from RefSeq and is a predicted model, not a curated record. Gene Ontology annotation, cellular component: membrane. Gene Ontology annotation, molecular function: acyltransferase activity, transferring groups other than amino-acyl groups. The transcript has a single exon. Bases 1 to 1572 code for a protein of 523 amino acids.
AUGAAUGGAUUUGCCCCCUCGAGGCUCUCCCUCUCUCACGAGGAGAAGCUCAUCCUGAUCGAGGAGAGGUCGCUAUCCGAUGUAGAGAGCGAGAGCGGCCGGGUGGAUCUGGAUUCGCGGUACUCGAAACCGCAAUGGAUGAACAACGUGGGAGUGUACUGUCGAAGCUCACGGCUCUCAUCAUGGACAUCAACAUUACUACGGGUCGCGAUAUUUCUCCUCCCGAGCUUCGUCCAGCACAGAUUCUCACAUGAAAGAGCUAGGAGCGACAGAGUCGGGCCAACAGCAUAUCUCGACGGUCUCCGAGGACUGGCGGCUCUGUUUGUCUUCUUCUGCCACUACUUCUACACCGCGUUCAGUAUAGCCGACGGGUACGGAGCGAACGGCGGCAACUACAUCUUCUGGAAGCUCCCGUUCGUACGCCUUCUAUACAGCGGACCCUCGAUGGUCUGUCUCUUCUUUGUCAUAUCGGGCUACGCCCUGUCCUUGAAGCCUCUGAAGCAGAUCCGCAGUCGGUCCUUCGAUGGCUUCGCCAACACCAUGUCUUCCUUUGUAUUCCGACGCGCCUUUCGCUUGUUCCUCCCGACCGCGAUAUCAACCCUGAUGGUGGUCGUCCUCCUUCAGCUCGGAGUCUACGAGAGGACCCGGGACUUCGCAAACGACAAGCAUUAUAUUCGCAACGUGGUAGAAACGCAUCCGCUGCAGGCCGAGAGCCUCAAAUGGCAGCUACACCACUGGGCGUCGGAGAUGUUUGACUUUAUUCAUGUCUGGGGCUGGGAGAAGUUUGGAGGCUCCACCAUGUACGACGUGCACCUGUGGACGAUCCCCGUCGAGUACCGGUGCUCCAUGAUGCUGUUCUUGGUGCUAUUCGGGCUCGCCCGACUCCGGACCGGCGUCCGGUUCUUCUGCCUGGCCGUCAUCACGUGGUUCUCGCUGCGCAACGACCGCUGGGAGAUGGUCCUGUUCCUGGCCGGCAUGGCCCUUGCGGAGAUGGAUCUGAUCCGCGGCGUCCACAACCAGCCGCCGCCGCAGGCCUUGACGAGCCCCGUGCUGCCGCUCUCGGAGAAGCCGAGCCACAAGCCGCGCGACCCGAAGCGGCACCUGUGGAUCGCCCUCUCCAUCCCCGCCAUGUACCUCAUGUCGCAGCCCGACACGGGCACCGAAGGCGUCCCCGGGUGGCAGCUCCUGGGGUCCCUGAUCCCCGAGUACUUCUCGGACAAGUACCGGUACUGGCAGAUGUGGGGCGGGAUCCUGUUCGUCUUCUGCGUGGCGCGGUCGCCGCCGCUGCAGCGCGUUUUCACCACGCCCGUGGUGCAGUACUUUGGCCGCAUCAGCUACGCGCUCUACCUGAUGCACGGCCCCGUCAUCCACACGGCCGGCUACAUGGUCGAGCGCUGGGCCUGGUCCGUCACGGGCACCGACGGGGCCGCCUACACCCGGGGCUUCAUGCUCGCCAGCGCCUUCAACAUCCCGCUCGUCAUCUGGGCCGCCGACGUCUUCUGCAGGGCCUUCGACGUGCCCACGGUCAAGUUCGCCAAGUGGCUGGAGGGCAAGUGCUCGAUCAAGGAGUAA